AUGACCACUGAGAACUUCACUUCAGAAACAGGGUUCGUUCUCUUAGGACUCACAUCUCAUCAAAAUCAAUGCAUUGUGCUAUUUGUGGUCUUCCUAACAAUGUACUUGCUCACAGUUUUGGGUAACCUGCUGAUCAUCAUAUUGGUACACAUUGAUGCUCAACUGCACACACCUAUGUAUUUCUUCCUCAGCCAUCUUGCAAGCCUGGACAUAGUGUAUGUCACCAGCUCUUUGCCUCAGACUUUAGUCCACCUCUUGGCUGGAAAUGGAGUCCUUUCCUUGACAAGUUGCAUGCUGCAGGGUUACAGUGGAUUGCUCACAGGCAGUACUGAAUGUUUAUUGUUGGGUGUCAUGGCUUAUGAUCGUUAUUUUGCCAUAUGCAACCCUUUGAGAUAUGUCUCUGCCAUGAACAGGAAGCACCAGCAUCUUCUUGCAACAUCCUGCUGGGUCAUAGGUGGUGUCUUCUCAAUGGUCAAUGUUAUGUGCAUCUUUCGUCAUUCCUUCUGUGGUCCCAAUCACAUUAACCAUUUUAUGUGUGAGCUGCGUUUUUUGCUAGAUCUUUCAUGUGAUGAUGUAAAACUAACCAAAGUCAUACUUAAUAGUCUAUCAGCAUUUAUGAUUCUGAUCCCUUUAUCAGUUAUCUUGUGUUCCUAUAGUUGCAUCCUGUAUGUAGUUUUUCAAAUGCAGUCAAUUGCGGGUUGUUAUAAGGUUUUAUCCACCUGUGGCUCCCAUCUUGCUGUGGUCACCUUGUUCUAUGGAACUGUCAUCUCUAUAUACAUAGCUCCCCAUUCCAGCUCAUCUCCUGAUAAGAACAAAAAGAUUGCAAUUCUGUAUCUUGUGGUCACUCCCCUGCUUAACCCCAUCAUUUACACUUUGCGGAAUAAGAAUGUCCACAGAGCUGUAAUCAAGGUGCUGAAAAGAAGGAACUUUGAAGGAAAACCAUGA
Notechis scutatus (mainland tiger snake) is the source of this 945-nucleotide messenger RNA. Its product is annotated as olfactory receptor 2J2-like. Gene Ontology annotation, cellular component: membrane. NCBI's taxonomy places the organism in Eukaryota, Metazoa, Chordata, Lepidosauria, Squamata, Elapidae. The record is from RefSeq and is a predicted model, not a curated record. Gene Ontology annotation, biological process: G protein-coupled receptor signaling pathway. Gene Ontology annotation, molecular function: olfactory receptor activity; G protein-coupled receptor activity.